AGCAUCUUCUUCUAUUAUUGUACUUGAAAAAAAAUAUUUUUUUUUUUCAUCGGUAUUAAUGGAAUAUAUGUAAUAAAGUGACUGAUAGACAGAGAAACUGUACGUAGGAUACGUCGGUAUCGUAGAUCUAUGCAUAAAUGGCAUUGGGCUUGUCCUCUUUAUCGCAAGUCUGAUUAUUUCCUUGCAUUUUAAUGAUAUCGAAACAAUUAAAUCUUGUACGAAAUUUAAUAGAAUCGGCUAACGAACGGGUAAUAAUCUUGUAAAAGAAACAUGGAUGAUGAUGAUCAGUUCCAACCAGGUUAUGACGUUGAUUCAUUUCCAAAAGAUUUUGGAUAUGCUCCCUUUGAUGGAGAAGCAGAGAUAUCUACAGAUCCUUUAGCAGGAGAACAAAAACCUAGGAUACUUUUAAUGGGUCUUAGAAGAAGCGGAAAAUCGUCUAUACAAAAAGUAGUCUUUCACAAAAUGUCACCGAAUGAAACAUUAUUCUUGGAAAGUACAAAUAAAGUCAUUAAAGACGAUAUAAGUAAUUCUAGCUUUGUUCAGUUUCAAAUUUGGGAUUUCCCAGGACAAAUUGAUUUCUUUGAUCCUACUUUCGAUAGUGACAUGAUAUUCGGAGGUUGCGGCGCAUUAGUCUUUGUAAUUGAUGCACAGGAUGAUUAUAUGGAAGCUCUCAAUAAACUGCAUUUGACAGUUACAAAAGCAUACAAGGUCAAUCAAGCAAUAAAGUUUGAAGUUUUCAUUCAUAAAGUUGAUGGACUAUCGGAUGAUUGUAAAAUGGAAACACAAAGGGACAUACACACAAGGGCUAAUGAUGAUUUAGCAGAUUCUGGAUGCGACCAGAUACACCUAAGUUUUCACUUGACAUCGAUAUAUGAUCAUAGCAUAUUCGAAGCUUUUAGUAAAGUUGUUCAAAAGUUAAUACCACAAUUACCAACAUUGGAAAAUUUACUGAAUAUACUUAUAUCGAACUCUGCAAUUGAGAAAGCAUUUCUCUUUGACGUCGUAUCCAAAAUUUAUAUCGCAACAGAUAGUUCUCCUGUAGAUAUGCAAAGCUACGAACUUUGCUGUGAUAUGAUAGAUGUAGUAAUCGAUGUCUCUUGCAUAUAUGGACUGAGAGAAGAUUUAGAAGCAGCAGCGUUUGAUAAUCAAAGUUCUAGUUUAAUUAAAUUAAAUAAUGGCACAAUUUUGUUUCUCCGUGAAGUAAAUAAAUUUUUAGCAUUGGUUUGCAUUUUACGAGAGGAUAAUUUUGACAGGCAAGGUGUUAUAGAUUAUAAUUUCUUAUGUUUUCGCAAAGCAAUACAACAAGUAUUUGAAUUGCGUAAUAAAGCAUUAGCUGCCACAAAUGUAAAUAAUCAUUCUGCAUCACCUGUUAGCAUUAAUGAAUCUUCAAACUUGGCAGUAGUAUCACAAAGUGGAUUGAUUGGACAAAAUGGUGCUGUAGCACUUACACAAAGUUAACUAGAUCCUUUUCAUUGAAAGCUUCAUAUAUAAAAAUAAAGUAUAGAUCUUUUAACUUUGUUAAUACUAUUUUAAUGAUGUACCAUUGUAUAUCUUAAAUCAUGUAUAAUUUUAUACAAAUCACAAAGAAUAUUCCGCAAUAAUAUUAGUUGAAAUUGAA
Vespula vulgaris is the source of this 1618-nucleotide messenger RNA. It is a transcript of the gene RagC-D, whose product is annotated as ras-related GTP-binding protein C. Lineage: Eukaryota; Metazoa; Arthropoda; Insecta; Hymenoptera; Vespidae. The record is from RefSeq and is a predicted model, not a curated record. Gene Ontology annotation, molecular function: GTPase activity; GTP binding. The transcript has 8 exons. Gene Ontology annotation, cellular component: nucleus; Gtr1-Gtr2 GTPase complex; lysosome. The coding region runs from base 271 to 1458 and encodes 395 amino acids. Gene Ontology annotation, biological process: positive regulation of TOR signaling; cellular response to amino acid stimulus; regulation of autophagy.